Molecule: messenger RNA, 3779 nt
Organism: Cyprinus carpio (common carp)
Lineage: Eukaryota; Metazoa; Chordata; Actinopteri; Cypriniformes; Cyprinidae
Product: tropomodulin-2-like
Biological process (GO): pointed-end actin filament capping; muscle contraction; myofibril assembly
Cellular component (GO): myofibril; striated muscle thin filament
Molecular function (GO): tropomyosin binding
Source: RefSeq, a predicted model, not a curated record
CCGCCUACUGGAAACAAGCAACCGUUCUGAUUGGCUGUUGUGCAUGUCAAUCACCAGGGCAUUUCUAGCGUCUGGUUUCCUGUGUUACCGCCCUUGAGCUGAGACACUGAAGACGGGUGCCGGAGUUUUUUUGCUUUCCGACCAGUAAUAGGCAUCUAAUCAAACUGGACUGCAGUCUCUCUCUGACGGACAGUGUGAAUCAUGGCUCUUCCAUUUAAGAAAGAUCUGGAGAAGUAUAAGGAGAUCGAUGAGGAUGAGAUUCUGAACAAGCUGUCAGAGGAGGAACUCAAGCAACUGGAGAGUGCUCUAGAGGAGAUCGACCCCGAGAAUGCUUUGCUGCCAGCCGGCCUCAGGCAGAAGGACCAGACCGCAAAAGCAGCCACCGGUCCUUUUAACCGCGAUAACCUGCUACAGUAUCUGGAGAAAGAGGCUAUGGACUAUAAAGACCGAGAUGAUUACGUCCCCUUCACAGCAGAGAAGAAAGGAAAGGUAUGGAUUCCCAAAAAGAAACCAAUCGAGAUCCAUCAGGAGGAAGCCACGACCCUUGACCCGGAAUUGGAAGAGGCACUUUCUAGCGCUACUGACACAGAACUGCAUGACCUGGCAGCUAUUCUUGGAGUGAACACACUGGUGACGAGCACGCGGAGUUAUGAUGGCACCUGUACAGACGGUUAUAACAAUGUUGUUAAGGGAGAAAAGGUAAAGCCAGUUUUUGAUGAGCCACCAAACCCUACAAACGUGGAGGAAACUCUGCAGCGGAUAAAUUCCAAUGAUUCCUCACUGACCGAAGUCAAUCUCAACAACAUAAAGAACAUUCCAAUCCCGACUCUAAAGGACUUUGCAAAAGCCAUGGAGAGGAACACUCAUGUGAAGAAGUUCAGUCUGGCUGCCACCAGAAGCAAUGACCCUGUUGCCAUGGCCUUCUCAGACAUGCUACGAGAGAAUAAGACGCUAAAAAGUUUGAAUCUGGAGUCUAAUUUUAUCACGGGCACAGGAGUUCAGGCUCUGGUAGAAGCUCUGCGGGACAAUGACACGCUAGCAGAGAUCAAGAUUGACAACCAGCGGCAGCAGCUCGGUACGUCGACAGAGAUGGAGAUCGCCAAGAUGCUGGAGCAGAAUACAAGCAUUGUGAAGUUUGGGUACCAGUUCACCCAUAAGGGUCCCAGAUCCCGCGCUGCUGCUGCAAUCACAAAGAACAAUGACCUGGUGCGGCGGAGGCGAGUAGAGAGGGAUAUGUAGAACAUAUUCUCCUCUCUUUCUCUCUCUGUAUCUCUCUCUCUCUCUCUCUCUCUCUCUCUCUCACACACACACACAAGCUCAUCAGACUCUUGUGCCAAACCCUCUGAGGGAGCCACUUCACCUAAAGAAGGGACACAACUGGAUACUUUGCCUCCCUAAUGUUAAUACUCAAUGAUAUUUUUGUUAUGUUGUAGUAUUAUUAUUAUUAUUAUUGUUAAUUGUUGUUUGUUUUAUAGCUGAAACUCUUCUGCAGCCAUUUUUUUGCUUGUGUAAAACCUUUUUCUGCUCUUUUCUUUAUAAAAGUUCUUUGAAACGAAACUGAACCGGUUGCAACGGUUACACACAUUCACUCAAGCACUAUAGUGAUCUCUACAUGGAUGGGCUGGAUCAGAACCUGUCGCCCACAUUCACUCUGAACAAAUCUAGACUCAACUGGACUGGAUCUGCUGUGUUCCCCGCUUAAUGUGAGCUAAAUCUAGAUUUGUUGAGUCUGGGUUUGGAGCACAGGUUUCAGCAGAGCAGUGUUAGCCAAUAAGAGCCACGCUGUUUGUAACAGUCACUCCUUAAUAAAAGUCAUCUAUGCUCUCGCUGUUAGCUUCACUGUGAAUGUGUGAGAAGAUUGUGUGGCUGUAGUUUUAUCAGCAUGGGUUGUGUGUGGAUGUCUUUGGGCAGCUGGGUUGUCUCAAAAACUCUCAGCUUCCACACUGCACCUCGGUUUUGCUGCUGCAGAUUGAGACGAUUCUUAUUGUAAAAUUCACUUCUAGUCCCAAAACACACUGGCUGAUACUGUGUUUCUGAGGAAUUACAGUGCUAAUUUAAGAUUAGCGCCCCAUUUUCAUCAAAUGUCUUUGGAAAUGGAAAAAUUUGUACUAAAUCAGCACUAAUGACACCUUGGGUGUGUAAAUGAAGGUCAAAGAUUGACAGGUUUCACUUUAGAGGUAUCUUUCAAACAAUCGAUGCACUAAGGGAUAAUUUCUUUUUUUCUUUUUUUUUUUCAACACAGGCAGUGAGCAAUUAUGUAAUUUAGUUGUCAGUUAUAGAUUUAGAUGAGAGUACCUUUCCUGUAGAUAAAUCUGAAAUGGCUUUUCUAAUACCAUGCCAAAGACUAACACCUAAAUACUCUCAUUUUCAGGACUAACUGAGAUCAGACAGGAAAUAGGUUUGGAUUUCAUUUUUUUUGAGUUUAUUAAAGGUAUAAUUUAUCCUAAAAGAACAUGCAAAAUUUCUUGCCCUAAAUUGUUCCAAACUUGUAUGCUGUUAUUUUUUGUAUAGAACGCAAAAGGUUAAUUUUUAAAUAAUUUUUGCGUAGUUUAUGGUAACCACGGCUGGCAAACAUCUUAUGGGUUAUGAAGACAAUACGAUAGUUUUUUAGGGGGUUAGGACAAAAUUGAAAUCAUUCACUGUAAUUGGUUCACCAACAACCAAUCGCCAAAUGGCUUGGAAUGUAACGUAUAAAUUUAGUUCGAAAAUAGCUCCAUAAAGAUUCCCAUUCAAAAAAAUAAAUAACCAGAUAUGGGUUUGGUACAACAUGAGGGUGAGUAAAUGGCAAAAUGUUCAAGUUGUGGUGGAUUAUUCGUUUAGUUUAUCUAGAAGAAAUAUUUUUGAAGCACAUGGUCUGUGCUAAAGAGGAAAUUAGGGAACUAGUUGAAUGAGAGCGAGAAGGAUGAGUAAAGUUUAAUCUUAAAUAGCAACCGAUCCUGUGAGCAUUUAGAGGUCCUGGUGCAGCCAGAGCCUGAACAUACAUGCACGUUUGUAAUCGCAUGCAUGUUUGCAAUGUAAAGCUUUAUCUUUUCACUAAAGCGAUCUAACAUGCUUAAAUAACACCAGUGUAAAAUACUGAAUUAACCUUUAUACCGCUUGCCAUUUUCUGUGAGCUUGUACAUCCUGUGAGGUUCAUUGAUUGUGAUAUAUAAUGUAGAGCACAGAGGCUUUGGCAUGUUUUUGAGGAAGGUGGUGAAGCAACCAAAUGGCAGCUCGGGUGAAGCAGUCUGAGCAUGCUGGGUAUGGAUUAUAUAGCUGGAUUACACAGGGGAACAUGUUGUCCACCUGCUUUAAAUGCAAAAGCUAGGACCAAGUUUGAAGUUUUCCUUUUCUCACCUUGUCAUUUUGUACUGUUCUGUUCUGUUUUGUAAGAGACUUGUGUAUCAAUUGACUUUGAGUUUGUGUUUGUCUUUCAUUGUUCUUUGUGAACAAUGCUGAAUUGUGUGUAUGAAAUAUUUUUCAGGUUAUGGUUCAUGUUUCAUUCCAUCUUUGUUUGAUUAUCGGUUAAAGGUUCAUGUUUUGCUGAAAGCGCGUGCUUUUAAGAAAGAGCUCUGCAAUCUGACCACGAGUUCAUUUGAAAUAUCCAUCUCAAAUCCUCUUCAGAAGAUUCCACACAGAUAUAGUUAUAAAUAUCAUGUACCAUAAACUCCUCUUAUAUUGCCGCAAUUUUGUAUGUUGAUACUACAUGUCUGGAUUCCAGAAGAGGAAAUCUUACUAUGUACUGUUAAUAACACAACUCUGUAAAGUAUCAGAUGUCCUCAAUAAAAUGUAUGUUUUUA